This is a messenger RNA of Amoebophrya sp. A120, 2003 nucleotides long. NCBI's taxonomy places the organism in Eukaryota, Dinophyceae, Syndiniales, Amoebophryaceae. The record is from the annotation of a GenBank genome assembly.
AUGCGUUCAAGUUCAUGUUCAUCCUCGUCAACCGCGACGUUUCGGACAGACGACGUCCACCACGGUCUAGAAAACCAUUCCGCCACCAUACCGGGGCUUUUCGUCGUCAGAAAUGUGUUUGGUUCAGCAACUACAUCCGGGAGAAAGAGGAAAAACAUCGUUGAAAGUAAUACGCCCUCAUCUUCCGGUUCUCGUGCACCAGAAAAUAAACAAGAAGAGCUGGAACAAGCAGGGGUAGGAACAAAAACAGCAGCAUCUUCUUGUAAUUCCACAGCUUUGAAUGCUGCUUUGCGAGAGUGCCGGAAGCUGCUCCUGGAGACCGAGAAUUCAGAUGCGUCGUUGUGGAGAGACAGUGAAGCGAACCAAUGUGCUGAUGUUCUCGAAAACAGGCACGACAUUUUUGUGAGGGACCACUGCGACAAAAAGGAGACGACCUCGCUCGUUUCCAGUAGGACAUCAGCAACAGAGGCCCCCGACUGCACUGCGUCAACCGAUAAUUAUAUGAAAACCAGCUGCAAAAACGAAAAGAACCAGCAGUACAUGCAUUUUGGCACGCUGCCACCCUGGGUCACGCACGGGUUGAUAGAAAACGGAUUGAUACGAAAAAUCGAAGAAUUUACGAACGCCACUUUUUCCAGCGAGGCUACGCCUAUGCAUUACAAAUCAGAUUAUUAUCGUACUCGUAUAGAUGCAUUACAAAUUUCCUCAGCAUGAGAAAUCAAAUUUGUUAUGCGAAUGAGCCUUAAGAUAAAAAUUUGUAAUGCAUGACUGCAAGAAUACGAGUACGAUACUUUUGCACAGGAUAACGCCCUGGGAGGAGCUGCUGACAGAGUUUUUCGACGGUGAAGAGAAAGUGGAAAGGUUCAACUCGAUGAUUGUCAACCAGUACCACCCGACAAAGGCUCAGAUCCAGCACCUCGGAGGUGGCGCAGGAGAGCCUAGUGAAGAUGGUUGUCAUCAUCUGGCGUCAUCAUCUUCCUCUGCUUCUUUUUCUCGGCAAGAUUUGAACCACACGGGUCUACUUCGUAGUACAACUUGUGGUCGAGGACAAGUUCUCGUGGAGCAGCUUUGUGAAAAUGCGGGAACUCGUAGUACACGAAGAGGUGGAGCAGGACGAGAAGAAGAAGACCGGUACGCCAUUCGGCCACACGUGGACCUUUUGAAGUUUGGUCCCUGCGUAUGAGAGUGGACAAGCACGACUCCCCCGCUUCCUCAUUUGAUGAAUCAUGCAUCUGCACUAGAAGUUAGUCCAAUGCAUUGACUGUAGUACCAUCGCGCGGGCUUGGUCCUCGGCAACUUGUCAUGCAAACCCGGCCGAGAUGAACAGAACAGAACAAUAACUAACAUGAAGCAACCGCUGCAUGAUUUUUCGGUCGUGUUUGCCUCACAAUUAAACAGGGAGAGUCGUGCGCAACUCUCAUACUGUGUCGUCGGCUUCAACAUUUUAGAUGACGAAGUAAAUGGCAGUGUGCUACGGUUCCACGAGAUUCUUCCGCGACGCCUGGAAUCUGCCGCUGCUGUCGCAUCGGGAAUUAGUAGUUCUUGUACCAGCGACGGUUGUUGUACCAGUGCCGAUCCUACUGUCGUGUGCGACGAAAAAGAAAAUUAUGCUAGUAGUUCCAACAGUCAUGCUGCUACUGGUGAAGAGAACAAUGGACCGCCGCUCCUGCAGUCCUGCCAAGUGCUUCCUGGAGAGGAGCAAAACCUGGUAGAACAGGGGCGCAUUGGAAGCAUACUACUGGACGUUUUUCUCAAGCCAGGAGACUGCUACAUCCUCACGCGGGAAGCCAGAUACGCAUGCGCGCACUCCAUUUUGCCGGUUAUGGGUGAGAGAAUCUCCGUAACCGUGCGGGCAUGUUCUUGACAGCCUUGCUUUUAUUGCUUCUCCUGCUAGCACGGACGGAAAUUGAGUAGUAAGAACCCAGGUUAUUUUCGUUUUGAUACGGGAAAGAAAAGACUAAGACAGAUCGUCCCGCCGUGCAGUUGCAUGGAUCAUGUAGUAU